AUGAGAUAGCAAAUUUCUACGCCCGCCUACGGAGUGGGAUACAAGACUCCAUUCUCCCUGACUUAGCAAGGAGCAGUUAAAGUGAUCUCUCAACCCUCGUUUUAAAAUUAGGUUUAACCUAUGGCUUAAUAAUAAUUUCAAUAACAAUAAUAAGGAUACCCGUAGCAAUUCAAUAGAUAAAUAUAUCCAAUAAAUGGGAAUGCAAAUGUGAAUAGAGGAACUUGGGAGUAAUAAGGAGCAGCUCAAAGAUUUCAGACAAGUCAGGGUAAUGGGCCUGUUUAGAGUCCAUUGUAAGUGGUGGAUUUGUAGUAAGUGGAAGAACCUUGGAGGGUAAAGGUGCAAGAAUUGUAGAAUAGAAUAAAGGAAUUAGAAGCUUAGUAAUAAAAUAAAUAAGAUAAUGAGGAUGAGGAAAGUGAAUUAUCUUAAGCAUAUAGUUAAAUUUAAUAGUUAGUUAACACAAUAAAAAUUUUAUAGGAUGAGAUUUAAUAAUUGUAGGAGAAACUUGAACAGAAAUAAAAUGUCAUAGAUGGAUACGAUAGACAGAUACAGGAUAAGGAUAAAGAAAUUGAAGAGGCAAAUCAAUACAUUUAAGAAUUACAUGGGCAACUGGAAGAGUAAACGACAAAUGUUGAAGAGAAGCACAAAUAUUUGUUCGAUGAGGUAAACACGUGGAAAAAGAAGUUUAUAGAAUAAAAUAAAGAGUUCCAUCAGAAGUAGGAGGAGUUGAUGAUUCUAUAAGCUGAGUUGGAUAAUCUUAAGAAUGCUCAAAUAAUAAUAGGUAAAUCGAGUGAUUACAAGCAAUAAAAAUGA
Paramecium tetraurelia is the source of this 810-nucleotide messenger RNA. RefSeq lists its product as uncharacterized. Lineage: Eukaryota; Ciliophora; Oligohymenophorea; Peniculida; Parameciidae. The transcript has 2 exons. The record is from RefSeq and is a predicted model, not a curated record.